Molecule: messenger RNA, 541 nt
Organism: Erinaceus europaeus (western European hedgehog)
Lineage: Eukaryota; Metazoa; Chordata; Mammalia; Eulipotyphla; Erinaceidae
Product: short coiled-coil protein-like
Exons: 1
Coding region: 146-394 (82 amino acids)
Cellular component (GO): trans-Golgi network
Source: RefSeq, a predicted model, not a curated record
AUGGGAAUCUGGGGAAUGUUAUGCAUGUACAAACUAUUGUAUUUACUGUUGAAUGUAAAACAUUAAUUCCACAAUUAAAAAAAAGUUUCCAUAAUAAAAAAAAAAAAGAAUUUUCUUUCCAAGGCCCCAAAGUCUGUUACCCAAGAUGAUAAAUGCUGACAUGGACACAAUUGACGCUGAAAACCAGGUGGCACUGGAGGGGAAAACAGGGCUGAUUAAUCAGGUGCUGCAACUCCAACACACACUGGAAGACCUCUCUGCAGGAGUAGAUGCAGUCAAGGAAGAAAAUCUGAAGCUUAAAUCAGAAAAUCAAGUUCUUGGACAAUAUAUAGAAAACCUCAUGUCAGCGUCUAGUGUUUUUCAAACAACUGACACAAAAAGCAAAAGAAAAUAAGGCAUGGCUGCCCCUCUGAUUAAAUGGAAUUGCUGCUGGUCUUUUUCUUUAUAACUUGGAUAGAUUCCAAAAGUUAUAGUACUUUGGGUUGAAGCUUCAUUGAAUAUUUAUGAAAAUAAUGUCAGCUCUAGGGGACUUUAGAGCAAA